Molecule: messenger RNA, 6360 nt
Organism: Scophthalmus maximus (turbot)
Lineage: Eukaryota; Metazoa; Chordata; Actinopteri; Pleuronectiformes; Scophthalmidae
Gene: ptpn23a
Product: protein tyrosine phosphatase, non-receptor type 23, a
Exons: 24
Coding region: 152-5875 (1907 amino acids)
Biological process (GO): protein transport to vacuole involved in ubiquitin-dependent protein catabolic process via the multivesicular body sorting pathway; endocytic recycling; protein dephosphorylation
Cellular component (GO): endosome
Molecular function (GO): protein binding; protein tyrosine phosphatase activity
Source: RefSeq, a predicted model, not a curated record
CCCAGCUUCCGGUUGCAGUGUAAAUGGAUCCAUGACACGGUUGCUUGGGUGGAAAAGCUAUUUCCUGCGAGGAACCACCGACGUCCUGGAAACUACCGACGCGGGGGUUCGACAGAGUUACGGUUGACGGCGCCGCGCAGAGCUGGCCGCGAUGGAGGCGGUCCCCCGCAUGCCGAUGAUCUGGCUGGACCUCAAGGAGGCAGGGGAGUUCCAGUUCAGCCCGGCCGUCAGGCAGUUCAUCUUAAAGAACUACGGAGAGAAUCCAGACAACUACAACGAACAGCUGAAGAAACUGGAGACGCUGCGGCAGAGCGCGGUGAACGUGACCAGGGAUUUCGAGGGAUGCAGCACACUGAGGAAGUACUUCGGCCAGCUGCAUUACCUCCAGAGCCGAGUGCCCAUGGGAUCGAGCCAGGAGGCCGCGGUGCCCAUCUCAUGGACUGAAAUUUUCUCCGGAAAAACAGUCACGCAUGAUGACAUCAGCUAUGAACAAGCCUGCAUCCUCUACAAUCUUGGGGCCCUGCACUCCAUGUUGGGAGCCAUGGAUAACAGGGUGUCGGAGGAGGGCAUGAAGGUGUCGUGCACGCACUUCCAGUGCUCUGCUGGAGCUUUCUCCUACCUGAGAGACCAUUUCAGCCACAACUUCAGUGUGGACAUGAGCCACCAGAUCCUUAACCUCAACAUCAACCUUAUGCUGGGCCAAGCUCAGGAAUGUCUUCUGGAGAAAUCCAUGUUGGACAACAGGAAGAGUUUCCUGGUUGCUCGCAUCAGCGCUCAGGUGGUCGAUUACUACAAAGAGGCCUGCAGGGCUCUGGAGAACUCCGAGACGGCCUCCAUGCUGGGGAAGAUCCAGAAGGACUGGAAGAAGCUGGUUCAGAUGAAGAUCUACUACUUUGCUUCCAUUGCACACCUUCACAUGGGAAAACAGGCUGAGGAGCAGCAGAAGUACGGAGAGCGGUUGGCGUACCUGCAAAGCUCCAUGGAUAAACUCAGUGAAGCCAUCAAGCUGGCCAAGGGUCAACCGGACAGUGUGCAGGAGGCCUUGAGAUUCACCAUGGACGUGAUUGGUGGAAAGUUUAAUUCAGCCAAAAAGGACAAUGACUUCAUCUAUCAUGAGGCAGUUCCUUCUCUGGAAACUCUGGCCUCAGUCAAAGGUGCACCGCUGGUGAAAGCUCUACCAGUCAACCCCACUGACCCCAGUGUCACUGGACCAGACCUGUUUGCCAAGUUGGUGCCAAUGGCUGCACAUGAAGCGUCUUCUCUGUACAGUGAGGAGAAGGCCAAGCUGCUGAGGGACGUCAUGGUCAAGAUAGAGAGCAAGAAUGAAACACUAGAGCAGUUCAUGGACUCUCUGGGUUUGGAGCCAGAGUCAGUGGACAACCUGGACAUGUACAGUCACAUCCCUCCGGUCCUGAUGGAGAAAUGUGCCGCGCUCAGCGUCCGACCUGACACUGUCAAGAGCCUCAUCCAAUCCAUGCAGGUGCUCUCAGGCGUAUUCACUGAUGUGGAGUCUUCACUGAAAGAGAUCAGAGACGUCCUAGAGGGAGACGAGGCUAGUGAGCGAGCUCUCCAGGAGGCUGGCGGCCCAGCCGCAGGUGAUGUGCACCUGGCCGCGCAGGGCCAAGCUCUGGCCGAGAUCCGCCGGGACCUGGAGAAGUACAUGGAGGCCCACGAGAAGGCCAGUUUCACCAACACGGAGCUCCACCGAGCCAUGAACCUACACAUCAGCAACCUGCGUCUGCUGGGGGGGCCACUGGAAAGUCUGAGAGAAGCUUUGCCCCGACCACAGCUCAGUGAAGAGGAAGUCGCGGGGCUGCAGUGCAUGAAGCGCAUCCUGGGGAAGGUGCAGGAAAUGAGGGAACAGAGAAGCUCUUUGGAGAAACAGCUCCGCGACCUCAUCCAGCAGGACGACAUCACCUCCACCCUCGUCACCACAGAUAGGGCUGACAUGAAGCGUAUAUUUGAGGACCAGCUGAAGAAGUACGAGCAGGUGAAGGUUUACAUUGAGCAGAACCUGGCGGCUCAGGAGAACAUCCUGAAGGCCCUGACAGAGGCUAAUGUCCAGUACGCCUCAGUUCGCAAGGGCCUGAGCCAGACUGAGCAGCAGUGGAACAGCACUGUCCAGGGACUAGUGGGCUCGUACGAAGCCUACGAGGACCUGAUGAAGAAGUCACAGGAGGGUAAAGAGUUCUAUGACGACCUGGAGGCCAAAGCGUCCCGUUUGCUGGAGAGAGCAAAGGCCCUGUGUCAGACUAGGGCAGAGGAGAGGAAGCCCAUCCUGGAAAAAGAGACCCAGAAAAGGCCCCCAGCACGGCCUACCGCAGCUAAGCCUUCCCUGAAGCCAAAGGCUUCAGAUUCCGACUCUGCCUGCUCUAGCCUGGAGGACUCCGAGUUAGCCCAGCUAAGUGCAGCCAUCUUGGCCCUGGGGGGUGACCUACCUGAGGAGCUCCGCAGCCUGCCCCCUGACAUCCCUUCCCUCCCCACGACUCGUCUGCCUGGUCCUGAAGCCUUCAUCCCCCCUGGUGCUAACCUGGGUGGCAGCAGCUCUCUGCCUUGGCCUGGGGCUCCAACUGCUGGUCUUCCUCGAUUCCCUGCCAACCUGCCUCCUCCAGAACUUUUGGCACGGUUUGCUCAGUUUCCUACUUCAGGGGCUCUAGCGACACAGGGACCCCUGCCACGUGGACCCCUCCCUCAGAUGACUCCACAAAUGCCACCCCAGGCAACAGUGGCAGGUUAUCGGCCACCCCAUCCUCAACCUGGCCCUGUUGCCCCUACACCAGUCCGACCCUCGACCACCACUGUGGACAGCAUCCAGGCCCCUAUCCCCAGCUAUGCUCCUACACCACACCAGCCUGGUCCAUCUGCAACCUCCACUGGCUACACUGUGCCACCACAGAUGGGUGCCUAUCCCCAUUUUAUGCCCCAACAAGGGAUGCCCAUUCGAGGCCCAAGCCAAACUCAUGCACCCCAACCACAGCAGCAGUACCCCCAGUCCAUUGGGCAACCAAUGCCUCAGGGCUACCAACCUGGACCAAGGGCAAUUCCUGGUCCUCACCCUCUACAGACCCCACAAGCCUACCCACAUGGAUAUUUGCCCCCACAGCCUGGUGUCCCUCCCCAGUACCAGCAGGCAUUCCCAGGUCAGCUGCAGCCACAUCAACAUAAUGGCUAUCAGCCCCACCCUCAGAUACCCCAUGGCUAUCAGACUCCACAGGGCUUUGUGCCCCAGCAGCACCCUCAGAUGAUGCCUGGCUCCAUGCCAAGGCCACCUCAAACUGCACACCCACAAAUACCUGGAACUUCUCAGCCGGCACCCCCUGUGUCUCAGCCCUACCUGCCCCAUCCUAACCAACAGAUGCCCCAUGGACUCCCUCACCAACACAUGCUGCCACCACAGCAACAAAUCUCAAUGCCUCCCAAUGCCCAGCAGUUACCGCCCCACCCACAGACGCAGGUUUCAGGUGGACCCAGGGCACACAUGCCCUCCACAAGUCAGCCAAUGCCACAGGUCUCACAGAACUAUAUGCCCCCCAAUAGCCAACCUAUUCACCCUACAAUGCACCCACAGAUGCCUCCUGCCUCCCAACCUCAUAUGGUCCCUGGUCAUCAGGUCCACAUGUCAAGGGGCCCUAUGCCCCAAAUGCCCCCCAGUGCACUACCCCAACAGCAUCACCCCCACCCUGGACAGCCUCCUAUACCAAACAUGCCCCAGCAGCCUAUUCAGAUGCCCAGCCAACCCCAGGCUCGCCCCCCUCAUUCUGGUGGAGUGUGCUAUCCAGGAGGGGCUCCGAUGAUGCCUCAGCAGCCCCUGGCACCACAGCCUGCAGCUCCCCUACAACCUCAGGCCGCUCAUCCCAUGACCCAUCCUCAGCCUUCUACUAUGUACCCUUCAGCUCCAGGGCCUAAUGUACCUCCAAGUACGCCACAGCAACCCACUGCCAUGGCCCCACAUGUUCAGCAUGUUCCCUCAGCUCAGCACAUAAUCCAGCCCUCUCCUGGAGGUGCUUCAGUGGCUCAACCACCCAACACCGUCCCUCCUUCCCCUUCGCCCUCUCCAUCUCCCUCUCCAGGUCCAACCUCUCUGGGUCUGAACCCCCAGCAGAGACCCACACCAGUCCCCACCCCUGGAGGCAUAGCACCAUCCACUCUUCCCUCUCCCUCUACUGUCUCUCCCUCCACAUCGCUGUUUCAACGCCAGAACUCAAGCACAGAUGACCUCCUCUCCUCGAGCCCAGAGAGCCAACCUGGAGGCACCAAGGCCCCCACCAAUGUCCUCCAACCCACUAAAGCUGACCCGCAGGACGGUGAGCGUCGAAAGAAGAGCUCCCAGGGAGUUCUCCUGAUCCAGGGUGACCCAUACCAAGCUCCAGAGCGUGUCGCCCGACUUCAUAGUGAACUGGAACGCUAUAGAGCCCAAGUAGAUUCCCUGGAGCACCCCUCCGAGAUUGAGGGUGGCCUAUCUGUGCUGGACGCCCGUUGGAAAGAGCUCCAGGACCAGCAGGAGAAGGACGCCCGCCAGCUCUCCAUUGCCAUCGCCCGCUGCUACACCAUGAAGAAUCGUCACCAGGACGUCAUGCCCUAUGACCUAAACCGUGUGGUGCUGCAAUCAGGCAAAGAUGACUACAUCAACGCCAGCUAUGUGGAGGACUUGUCACCAUACUGCCCACGCCUUAUUGCCACACAAGCUCCCCUCACCGGCACAGCAGCAGACUUCUGGCUGAUGGUGUAUGAACAGAAGGUGUCACUGAUAGUCAUGCUGGUUUCAGAACAGGAGCUUGAAAAGGGAAAAGUUCUGCGCUACUUCCCAACGGAGCGGGGCCAGCAGCUCUCUCAGGGACCAAUCACACUCAGCCUCACCACGCAGAAGACGACACCGACACACGUGGAGCGCAUGAUCAGCCUGCAGUACCGCGACCAAAGCCUGAAGCGCACCGUCGUCCACCUCCAGUUCACCUCCUGGCCCGAGCUGGGUCUUCCUGACAGUAAGAGCAACCUGCUGCGAUUCAUCCAGGAGGUUCACGGACACUACCUCCACCAGAGGCCCUUACACAUACCUGUGGUGGUGCACUGCAGCUCGGGCGUCGGGCGCACCGGUGCCCUCUGUCUGCUCUACGCGGCGCUGCAGGAGCUGGAGGCGGGAAACGGGAUCCCGGACCUUCCACUGCUGGUGAAGAAGAUGAGACAGCAGAGGAAGAACAUGCUGCAGGAGAAGCUGCACCUGAAGUUCUGCUACGAGGCCGUGUUGAAGCACGCCGAGCACGUCCUUCAGCGCCAUGGCAUCACCACCGCCACCUGCAGCAAGAACACCAGCUCCGCGGCCACGAAGCCUUACUCCCGACAGGAGUCCCAGCAGGACAUCGUCCUCGGCGCCGACAUGCCCAUCAGCUCCAUCCAAGCCACCAUCGCCAAGCUCAGCAUACGGCCGCCCAGUGCCAGCGACCCGGCCAUGGACGCCGCGUGGGGCGUGGAGGAGCAGGUCGCCGCCGUCUCGCCGGACCUCGACUCUCUCGGCGACAUCCAGGACCCUGCUUUCCCCACAGACGCGCAGCCCCCUCCCUCCUUCAGCCCGCCCCUCUCCUCCCCUGCGCAAUCACCACCUCCGCCCCCGCCCAAUGGCCUGGAAGUCGCCCCCCCCUCCCCUCCGGAGGCUGCGCCCAGCGCCAGCCCGCCUCCUGCCUCGUCAUCUCUGCAGCUGCUGGCCUCGCUGACGCCCGAGGCCUUCUCCAUGGAGGGAGGGGGCCGGGGGAAGCAGCGGUUGACUAGGCAGAGCUUCCUGCAUCCGGCCGAGGGUCAGGGUCUACACGGAACUCCGCAGGACAAAGGCGACGACCCGCUCAGCAGCCUGGACCCGCUCUGGAGCCUCAACAAGCCCUGAGGCGAGACCGCGGAGCGCCGCCUUGCCCCCACUCGACCACCAGGCGUCACCAGAGGCCCGUGGCUCUUUUCUAAUCCUGCUUUAAAGACACGUGAGCAGCGUUGACGACCAAGAUGUGCCUGGUGGCAGACUGUCCAUCUGGGACCAGCUCACUAUGCACUUGUCUGUAUCCGUUCAUUCUGUCUGUCGCUCUUUUGCUGCUUUUCUUCAAACGUCUGUGACGGAUCGAACCUGCUCUGCACCAUGACCCAGCAUGCACUCCGCCAUCAGCCCCCGCGUUCGGCUCCUCCCCCUCUGCGACGAGAGGAACCCCUCCAGUUCAAUCAGUAGUCACGGUAACACAGAGCAAGUCUUAAUGAGUUGAUUCUUUUUGUCUUUGUAACACUUGUAAAUAACUGAAAUAAAUAAUUAGACUAUCCCCAAAACAGUCGUCCUGGAAAAAUGUCACUAAUCGUCAUUGUUUUAAAAAAAAGACAAGUGUUGUA